Syngnathus acus (greater pipefish) is the source of this 778-nucleotide messenger RNA. Its product is annotated as protein shisa-like-2A. NCBI's taxonomy places the organism in Eukaryota, Metazoa, Chordata, Actinopteri, Syngnathiformes, Syngnathidae. The transcript is spliced from 3 exons. The record is from RefSeq and is a predicted model, not a curated record. Bases 114 to 605 code for a protein of 163 amino acids.
GAGAGAGAGAGAUUGGCUCCCAUCCCCGGGUCCCUCGGCGAGCACUUGAUUAUGUACUACACCCAGUGCACCUGUGGAGCGCGCGGCUGCCUUUCCCGUCCGUCCGUGUCAGCAUGAGCGCCGAAUGCAGCAGCUACGUCAGCACGGACGGCGUGUCGGUGGCCGCUUUCUCCUGCCCCAAAGUGGGAAACGCGGCCGCCCGCUUCUGUUGCGGAUUUAACGAUCUGAAGUACUGCUGCGAUGACCCCAACAGCUUUUAUCCGCACGACUACGCUUACAUGUGGUGGCUGAGUAUUUGGGCUCUUGUUGGACUGUCUUUUGCAGCCGUGGUCCUUCUCACCUUCCUCAUCACAGUCUGCGUGCUUUGCUAUCUCUUCAUCACCACCAAACCGAGUCGUCGUGACAACAACAUACCCUUGCGAGCGCCGGCAGGUGAGAUCCAACAGGGGUCCGGUCUGAGCGGAGCGGCGGGCUCCUCCAGUCCGCAGGGGUUCCGAAAGUACUUCACCAGCAGGAAAUUGCAUGCUGAAAACCAGCCCCAAGAUCCCGAGCGUCUGUUCCAGAGGUGUUUCACGGCGACGGUGAGAGCCGAGAGUGCGUCGUAAAAGCCAAAAGAAGGAAUUUGUUCCAAAUUUCACCCUGCCCCAACCGAUCCGAGAGUUGCCAGCCCGGCGGCGGUGCACGACGACACCGUUCGAAUAUUCCCUUAUCGCGCUUGAAACGGGCCAGAUGAAUUUCCAGAGUCGCUUGAAUUCAGCUCAGUUUGAUUUUGGUCCCA